Messenger RNA from Lymnaea stagnalis (great pond snail), 2951 nucleotides. Lineage: Eukaryota; Metazoa; Mollusca; Gastropoda; Lymnaeidae. The record is from the annotation of a GenBank genome assembly.
GGUAAAAUGUUCCAUAUUGACUUUGGCUUCAUUCUUGGCCGAGACCCAAAGAUUAUGGCACCGCCAAUGAAAUUAAACAGGCAGAUGGUAGAAGCCAUGGGAGGAUAUGACUCAGAACACUUUCAGAGAUUUAAGGUGUUCACAUACACAGCUUUCCUGGCUCUUCGUAGGUAAGUUGGCGACAGAGUUUUCUUCUGUACUUAUGGAUCAAAUUUUACAUUCUUUGUGGACAGCUGUGUAUUUGUGUUGGUUUGUGCAUGGUUCUCUGUCAUCCCAACUUAUUUUUUUAGUUAUCAUCAAUAGCAUGUAUCAUAUCAAAAUAACAAUCAAAAUUGUUUGCCUGUCAAAGUAUGGGUUCUUGCAUCACACGCUGGAAGUUUACAAUUCAUGUCUAGAUUGAGUCCACUAAGCUUUACAUCUCAAGAACCAAAAUUAGAUGAUUAUGUCUAUUGCUAUAGCACUUUAUUUAAUUAGAUAAUGACAGCUAUUGAUAAAUUUCUUUACUUAAUUAGAUAGUUAUGUGGAUUGAAUAAUGAUUGGUAAAGUUCUUUACUUAAGUUACAUAAAAUGGUUACUGUUUGUUUCUUCAGAUCAGCUAAUCUGUUCCUAAACUUGUUUUCUUUGAUGGUUGAUACAAACAUUCCAGAUAUUGCCCUUGAGCCUGAUAAAACUGUCAAAAAAGUGAGUACAAAGCAAUAGUGGAUUAUUUUCACAUUUAUUUAACUCUUUCGCUGCGGAAUUUUUUAAUUGAAAAAAUUUACUUUUUUUUUUCGAAGAGCGAAAAAGAUUAAGAGGUUGGGUUUAUUAAAAAAUAUUUACAAUAUUAUUCUUUGGUUUAUAAGAAUAAACAUGGUAUCAAGAAAGAUAAUUAAAAGGACUAUAUUUUUGCACAUUUAUUUCUUCAGUUUAAAUAAAAUAAGUUACCGGUACAGAAAAGAACAAUAAAAUGUGAAAACAUUUUAUGCUAAACCAUUUUUUCCCCAAACUCUUUGAUGUACACAUACCUCAUCUUCACUCUAUAACUCAAAUACUCUAAAACUACUACUAUCGGAAUCAUGUUGACCAUCAAAAGAAAUAGUAUAAAAUUAUUUGAAAGCUUUUUGAGCUGUUAAUCGUCUAAGAAACUUAUUCACCUACUACUACUAGGGCCUAGAGUAACCAUAUCAACAGUAGAAAAAAAAAGCAAAGAAAAUCAUUAAAAUAAUGCUUUAAAUGACAACAAAUAAACCUUGGUUUCGCUUAUAAACAAUGAAAUACCACUCUUCUAUGUAAAAAUCUUAUUUAAAAAUAGCUCUUAAAAAGUUUAACUGAGAAAUAGCAAAGACACAGACAUGAUAUUGAAAUGACGCACAGCGUGUUGGUCCGUGCUUUUAUGAACGAGGGAAGAACGUAAUGUGCGUUGUUCCGCAUCGAAAGAGUUAAAGAGCACCAUCUUAACUAAUUUAGUGCUUGGUUUAAAAUAUUUUCUUGCCUACUUGUACUAACAGGUUCAGGAAAAGUUUAUGUUACAUUUAAAUGACGAGCAGGCAGUUCAGCACAUUCAGGGUCUGAUUGAUGACAGUGUCAAUGCCUUCAUGCCUACACUAAUGGAGUACGGUCACAAGGUGGCUCAGGUGUGUACACAUGACAUGGUUAGCUUACCAAUGAAAAAGCAGUGAAGUAUGUUGUUUGGAUAAGCGUUUUUAUGUAACAGGACACCACUGGCAGCACCAAAAGGCUAUUUAGAAUUGUGUUUAAUCGCCAAUUUGGGGAAUUAUGUUAGGAAUUAAUUUUUGUGUUUUUAAAUUAAUUUUAUUUUGAAACUAAAUAUACUGGUAGUAUAUAAAUAUAAAUGUUUAACUCUCGGCACCCAGCUAAAAAUUAAUUCAUAAUUGCCAUUGAACAAAUACUAAACUUUUUCUUCUUUAGGCACUGAGGAAAUGAUCACAUGUGAUUCUGUUGGCCAAGGGAUGGAUAAUCUGUUUCAGGAUUAUAUAGAGUUGGAACUCCAGUGUCCUCCUGUUUCAAACUGGAAUCAUUAUCUGUGCAAUGAAAAGAUACACAUUUUUUAAGGCCAUAUAUUUUAAUACUAACAAGCAUUGGGAAAAGUUGUAUUGUGUUUUCUGGUGGCUGAAAUAAAUAUUAUGUUAUAAAUUAGAAACAUCUUUAAAACAUGCUUUGUUAGGGAAUAGGGUGACUUCUUGGGUAUGGCUAUGUAAUUUAAUUUAUUUUUUGUAUUUUUAAAGAAUGUGUGUACAAGAAUUUAAAAAAUACUUCUGAGAUUAUAAUGGAUACUUUUUAUUUAUUACGUCAAGUUUUGUCCAUCACACUUGUCAAUGUAAGCCAUGAGACUGAUUUAAUUUACUGUAGCAAAUAUAUUUUUUUAAAUAGUAGUGGUCUAGAAAUAUGCCAUUAACUAAGAAGACUUGAAAGCAUUAAUUCAUGAAAAAACAGAUAUAUAAUUAUAUGUAUUUAAUUUCUAACCUCCCUUCCCCCCCUCUUACACACCAAAAAAUAUAUUCAAUGUAAUUAAAUAACAUGACACUUCACUGUGAUUUGAAGAAAUAAUUUCUUAAAUAUAUCAUUGUUGGAAAGCUCGCAAGUAUGUAUGGCAAAAUUUUAUGGAAGGCUUUGAAAAUACAAAUGUGAACAAGGCGUAUAAUAUAUAAUGAAGAAAUCAGUAUAUGAGAGCGUUAAAUGAAUCCAAUUGAAGUUGAAGACCCUAGUGCUAAAAGUACUUAAGUAACAUUUUUGUCAAAGUCAAUCUAAACUGUGAACUUUUCUUAUCUGGUUUAGCCGAGUGUUGGCCCACUGCAUAAAUUUGAACAUAUUAAAAUGUACCCAAGUCCAUUAUUUAAACAAGGCAAGAAAAUAAGAAUUAUAAAAUUUUAUAUAGACAAAAAGAAUGUUUGAACAAGAUUAUCUCAAAAUAGUAAUUUUGAUUGUAUUGUGUUUAAAAUGAAUUGGCUGAG